Messenger RNA from Apis mellifera (honey bee), 4148 nucleotides. Its product is annotated as homeobox protein SIX3. Gene Ontology annotation, molecular function: RNA polymerase II cis-regulatory region sequence-specific DNA binding; DNA-binding transcription factor activity, RNA polymerase II-specific. Gene Ontology annotation, biological process: regulation of transcription by RNA polymerase II. Lineage: Eukaryota; Metazoa; Arthropoda; Insecta; Hymenoptera; Apidae. Bases 897 to 2324 code for a protein of 475 amino acids. Gene Ontology annotation, cellular component: transcription regulator complex; nucleus. The record is from RefSeq and is a predicted model, not a curated record. The transcript is spliced from 3 exons.
CAAGAGCCGGCGGGACUACCCGGUUGCAACGGGCGCGUACAAACGUAUCAUGCUGGGUAGGGCCGGUGCCGAGAUGCCGGCUUGUAAACGAAACCAGUUUGCUAUCCGAUACGAUCCAGGCAACAGCGGCCUCGCGUGAUAUCCCCACGGCCGAGGAGAACGUCAGCGUGCGCUUUCCGCCCGAUGUGACCCCGGAGGAUAUCUAGCUGGAGAACUCGGCAUCGGGGCCCACCUGACGGAUACCUGCUCGGGGGUGAGAUUCAGUCGGCGAGAGGCGAGGCGGCGAACAACAGCCCACUGGUCACUCUCGUUGCGAAAGUCAACCCCGUUCCGAGGUUUUGUCCGAGCUCUUCGGAAUAAUCGAUAGUGCGGUAACAUUUUCGCCGGAGAAUCAGUCUCCUCGAGGUUGGGAUAGGAUAGAACGGACUUUGAGGGGGGGGACGAUUCGAGCGAUCGAGGAUCGAGGCGAGAUCCAUCGUCGAGAAACGGGCUCGUUUCAUUUCUCGCGUGGUCGACGAAAAUUCGUUCGAGUGAAUUCGGAACUUGGAAUCCUGUGCUCCGAUCCGAUAUUCGAAACGAUAUAUAUAUGUAUAUAUAUAUCAGUAUUGAGUGUCGUAUUCGGCGUGAAGUGAUGACGUACGUAUUGAUGGAGUGAUCGAGAAGAGAGAGAACGGGGGAAAUAAUGAGAAUCGUUGGAGACGGAAGAUGGAAGACACGAUGAGAAGCGCGAAGAGCAAACACAAAUCGAGUCGGAUAAUUUCUUGAGCCCGAUCGAGAGGAGGAGGAGAGGAGGAGGACGGUGACAUCGAUGCUUUGAAGUGGAUCCCGUUGGCGCAGACACGGAGCACAAGUGGAUCCUGGAGCGGGAAGGAUCUUGGAGAAUCGAGACGGAAGAGAUGUCAGCCGUAGCACCAGCAGCGGGGACCGGUGCCACGGCACCCUCUGCCAACGGUCCGAUCGUACCUGCUCCAAUUUUUGCGUUGCCAACGUUGUCGUUCACCGUCAACCAGGUCGCCACCGUGUGCGAAACCCUGGAAGAGAGCGGGGACAUCGAGAGGCUGGCGAGGUUCCUUUGGAGCCUUCCAGUCGCGCAUCCCAACAUCCAGGAACUGAAUCAAAGCGAGGCUGUGCUGAGAGCAAGGGCCAUCGUCGCUUUCCACUCGGGACAUUACAGAGAAUUGUACGCCAUACUGGAGAGGCACAAGUUCACCAAGGACUCCCAUGGUAAACUCCAGGCGAUGUGGCUGGAGGCGCAUUAUCAGGAAGCCGAGAAGCUUCGGGGAAGGCCCCUAGGCCCAGUGGAUAAGUACAGGGUUAGAAAGAAAUUUCCAUUACCGAGGACGAUCUGGGAUGGGGAACAAAAGACUCAUUGCUUCAAGGAGAGAACCAGAUCGUUGUUGAGAGAGUGGUACCUCCAGGAUCCGUAUCCGAAUCCCGGGAAGAAGAGGGAACUCGCCGCGGCGACGGGCCUCACGCCGACGCAGGUUGGUAAUUGGUUCAAGAACAGGAGACAAAGGGAUCGUGCUGCUGCAGCAAAAAAUAGAAUGCAACAACAAUCUGGGACAGGAAACGGGAAUACGCGACGGGCGUUGAGCCCAGGGCCGGGUGGCAGCGAUUCGGAGGACUCGGAUAUCUCGCUCGGCGGUACGUCGCCCGCGUCACCGAGUUCCUCACCUCCGCCAACUCAUCAACCAUCUCCUGUUCCUCUCGGGCCCCUUGGUCCCCUGCCACCGCCAUCCUUAAAUUUCCGUUUCGAUCCUUCGCAAUCGCAGUUUCGAUUCAACCACGCGACGGCCUUCAAAUUCCCGCCGACGGGUUUCCGGUUUGGACCGCACAGCCCGCAACACAAUCAUCCCAACAUCUCGGGCGGCGGAAUCUUCAGGCUGACGGAAACGAGCCCGUUCCAAGCUGUGGGGCCCAGGGGUGAUCUCGGAUCCAGAUUACCCGAUCCUCUGGGGCUGCCACCCCCGAGGUUGCAUCCGCACGAGGGCCUGCUCCACCACCCCCACGUGCAGCACCAGCUGCCUGAACGGAUAUCGGACGGCUCGCGGCUCUCGGAUGGUGGAAUCUCGCGUCUGUCGGACAGCCUGUCGGAAGCGCACAGCCCGCCAUUAAUGGCCACGAACCUGUCCGUGACGGGCCCUCUGAGGGUUGCCGUGCCCAGCCCUCACACGCCCUCCUCGCGAGGCAGCCCGCCACCGCCGCCGGCCAGUCAACCGACGCCUCAGGGUCAGUCUCAAGGCCAGGGAUUGAUAAGGGUCGCCACGCCACCCCCGCCGAACCCGAAACCGCCCCAGAUCCACAGACCGUUCUCGCCCGCGUGAUACGACAAGGAGGACGAGGAUGCGAUCUCGGGGGAGGACGAUCAUCGACGGCCCGUCGGGGUGUCGGGGAAACCGGUGAUGGCCAGUGACGAGCAUCAGUUCUUCGAGAAACGGUUCGAGGUUUUGUGAAAGGAAAAGGGGAAAGAAAAAAAGGGAUAAACGAGAAGAUUCCAAUUUCGAUUUCAAAGAUUCAUCGGGAAGAUUUCUCGAAGGAACUUUGGACGAAAUUCGUCGGGGAGAAGAAUUUCUUGGUUGACGAAAGAAAUUAGAAUUUUUUUUUUUUUCCCCACCCUCGAGGGGAAAGAAAAUAAAAUCGAAUGAAUUGUUUAAGUGAUAGAGAGAGAUAAAAAAAGAAAGAAAAGGAUGGAUAAUUCGAUUAAUUAAUAUCGUUACGCGAUACAAGCAAUGACUAGAAUUUUUCUAGUCGAUUGUGCUUAGAAUGGAUCGCGGGAGCGGACGUGUGCAAUUAGAUGAAGAUGAUGCGAGAGAGUGAAUGAUCGAUGUAAAUAGCCUUAAAUCAUCGAGGAAACGACGGCCACGCGAGGAUGGGUACAUUUUUCGUUGAACGAAAAACCCGAACACGAGAUCGAUCCGCUUCGAGGCUAACGAACUCAGUGGUAGUGGUGUUUUUCUUUUCGGUUUUUUUCUCUUUCUCUCUCUCUCUCUCUCUCUCUCUCUUUUUCUCUCUCUUCUUUUUGCGUAGUCUGUACAUAGCGAUGCUUUCGAUAAAAAAAAAAAAAAGAUGUUGUUCGGUGUAAUCGUUGCCUGAAAACUGUUGUUCGUCGUCAUUUCAAACGUACAUGAUGAUCUAUCGUCGGUCAACGUGAUCUGUUUAAAAAAAAAAUCUAUCGAUUCGGAAAUGGAAAUGGUAAAAAAAAAAAAACGGUAAAAAAUGAUUCGAGGACGUACGUAAGUUCGUAGGAAACGCAAGCCUGAACGAACGAGAUCGAGGCCGAGUUUCGAAAAGAAAAAAAGAAAAAGAAAAAAUAAUUUUUCAACCGAUAAAAUUGUAUCGAAUAAACAAACGAGUCUUCUAAUCUCGUCCAGAGCGUCGGGAUAUCAACGGAUACACCGAGAGACGCGCGUGGAGCGGUAAAAUCGGGCCGACAACCACUUUGUAACUCACGAUCCAACGAAACGUAUCGAUCUGUUUUGUAAUAUUAAAAUAUUGUCUAAAUCUAUCUUUUCCCAAAAUUGAAAUCGCACAAUUGUUGCUGUCGGGUCAACGCGAAAAUCGUGUGAUAAACGCGAUUACAUUGAAAAUAAUGGACGAGAGAUGGAACGAGAGAACGGGAGCAUCGGUCGUAUUAAUUUAAGAUACCUUCCUGGCGAAACCUUCCCCAUCUAGCUUAAGUAGGGAUUAGCAAUUUGUAAAUUUCCUUAAUCUCUCGACACGGUCGCCGUACGAAGUAAUCGUUUAUUCUCCGUGGAGUUGCACGCGGUUCGAGGGAACUCGAUUGUCAAGGAACACGAUCGAUCGAUCGACCCACUCGAGCCUGGUUCGAAGAGAAGAGGAAGAAGAGGAAGAGGAAGGAUAAAAAGAAGAAGAUGUAGCGAGAAUGAGAAGAAGAGGAUGCAAGAAGAAGAAGAAGAAACCGUGCGAACACGGUGGUUUCCCCUCCCCCACUCCCCGCCCCCCUUCUGUCUUUGUAGAUACACACGAGAAUACACAACACGUUAGCAGAAUUUCUUGUAUAAUCGGCCCUUACCACCUUAUAAAUAUGAACAUACUACCACAGCCCAUGUAUACAUAGCUACCUUACGUAAAGACUAUUAACACGGAAUUAUACAUAUAUAAAUAUACGAGAGGAAGAUGAAGCAUUA